Coturnix japonica (Japanese quail) is the source of this 2310-nucleotide messenger RNA. Lineage: Eukaryota; Metazoa; Chordata; Aves; Galliformes; Phasianidae. The record is from RefSeq and is a predicted model, not a curated record.
AGAGAAGUCUGAAAUGGAAUUAAGCUGGGUCAGGCUCUGGGCAACCUGAUGUAGCCAUAGUGUCCCUGUUCAUUGCAGAGGAGUUGGACUAGAUGACAUUUAAAGAUGCCUUCCAACUCAAAUUAUUCAAUGAUCCUAUGAUUUUUUAUCUCUGUACACAUUUAGCGUAGGUGUCCCUCUCUCAAACAUGUGGGUGGGUGAGAGGGGGAUGCCAGCUGCUGCCAGGCACUCGGCAGAGGUGUGAGCAGAGUCUUUCCAGGUGCUCUGAAAACUCAGACUACACCAAAUCCGUAAGUGUCCAUGGGGCAGGAAUACACACAGCACAGCAUGGGAAGGUUGGCUGUGGACACCCUGGACAUUGGGAUGAUGUACCGUAGCACAGUUGACAGAGGAGAUAACAGGACCAUGCUGCAAGCUUCUUGAUGGAACUGGUAAAUGAUUCAUAGCAGAGAUAAUGCUUGGCAAAUGCAAGAAAGGGGUCAUUUGCAGAGCCUAGCAUGAAGCCAAGGUCUUGAGCUCCUUACCCCGUGUUGGUGCUCCUGUACAGACCAAGGUGGCCGGUACUGCAAUGCUGUCUGCUUCUGGAGCCAGUGAUGCCCCUUCCUGAUGCCACUUCCCUGUUUUUCAGCAUGAAGCAGCAGCUGCAGGACAGACUGCACUUCUAGGAGAGCAGCAGGCAGUUGCAUUUACCAAGCUACCAGCCAGAGGACGGAGGAAGACAGUGGCUUGAGCACGUGGCUCCACAGCGGGCUUCGCCAUGGUAUCAAGAGAGCAUGUGGGCCAUGGAAUGGCUCUGCUGUGUGGGAGGUACACGGGGCACCUGUUCUGUGCACUUACUGUCCUGGAGAUUGUUGGGACCUUGGGACUGAUGAUCUACGCACUGCUGGUGGAAGCAGGGAACCUGGUUGACCUCCCCAACAAAUGCAUCGGCUUUUACAACUUCUGCUUGUGGAAUGAGACAUCCGGGAAGCUGCAGUGCCUGGAAGUCAGCCAGCUGCAGGCCAUGGGCAUCAGCUGGCUAGGAAUAGCACUGGCCAGGGUUUGUGUCUAUAUCUGCUCAGUCCUCAGCUUCUUCUACCCCCUUUUCCUUGCAAAUGUGAUGGGCGUAGACAAGGAAAAGGGCUGGAGGGCAUUGCUCAUCAUCCUCAUCACCAAAAUGUUACUCCUAUCCGGAGGCUUGGGUAUAUUUCUCCUCCAAACCUCGCCAUGGAUUAACCCCUCCGAUUUCACUGGGGGCUUUCUGGCACUGGUUGGGACUAUGGCUCUGAUUCUGCUCCAGAUUCUCACUGUCACUAUGUACGCCAUCUGGGCCAAGCACAUGAACCCGUGUCAAAGCCCUUUCACUGAGGAGGCCUUGCCCAUUAAAAUCUGAAGAUGAAGAUGCAGGAUGUUGUGAUUUAGAACAGUAAUCAUGCUACAGCUUUAAUCAUUGGCAGGAUCCUUAGUCCAAGUGCUCACAUCCAGUGUCCUGGUUUCAGCUAGUUACUUUCUUCAUUGUAUCUAAUACGAUGCCAUGUUUUGGCUGCAAGAUAAACACUUUGAUAACAUACCAGUGUUUCAGUCAUUGCUGAGCAGUGCUAAAGUGCAGAGCUAAAGAUGUUUAUCAGCUUCUCAUACUGCCCUGCCAGCAAGGGGACUGAGGGCACAUACAGAGCUGGGAGUGGACAGAACUAGGAGAGCUGCCCUAAACUGAUCAAAGGGAUAUCCCACACUAUAAAAUACUGUGGAAAACCUCUAAAAACGUUUCACUUUCUCAAAUAUGGAUGCAUUGCUUGGCUGCAUGAGUGGAAAUCACAUGCAUGUUUUGCAGCCAGAACUAAGGAAAGCAGCUUGCCAAAGAGGGUGUAGCAUCAGAGCACAGACUGUGCCAUCCACCUAGUGUUAAGUCUCACUGCUGCAAAGGAUGCCUACGUGACCAGUGUGAUAAGGAGUGUGGCUACAACCUUCAGCUAAAUUGGAGGACAUGCAGAUGUCAAAGUACUUUGCAUCUUGUGCUAUGUAUUGUAGUGGGAUAUAAAGAUCUACUUAACUGAUAAUUUGCUGUUUCACCUACAUUUAGCCCAAGGGAACUUCCAAACCUCAGCAACUCUGAUAUGUUCAGGUAGUGAUAUGUAUGACAACACGCAACAACAGCAGGGAGCUUGCCAGGGGGACAGCUGCUGCCUGGGGACUACAUGGGCAGUGGUCAUCAGGAAGCGAAGAAUUGCACUGCACAUCCCUUGUUUAGUAAAUAUACCUUACUAUCAUUACUGUUAAUUUCCUUUUCUCUUCCUUGUCUUGUCUUUGCAAAUAUAUAUUUCUUUUUUAUCA